AUUAAAUCUAAAAAUAUGAAAGAAAAACUCAAUAAUGAGAAUCAAGACAGAAAAUAGUUCCAACACAACAACAUGAUGUAAACAGGAUCAUCAUCAUCAGAAAUCAUUAGCUCUCCCUGCUGGACAGAAGGACAACCUGCCGCUGGUCUUUGGAGAGAGAAAAGGUGUAGCAGCAAUGCAUGACAACCAGAGGGACAUGUAUGAAGUAGCUUAUGACUGAGUGGAUCCAACCUCACAUGUUGUUUGUUCCAUUAUUGAUAACAUUAAUGUUUAGCUAUCUUUUAUUAUUAAAUAUAACUUGUGUUAAGUUAGACGAAAUACAGGUGUACUGCUUUACCUUCAUAAAUACAUGAAUUCUCACAUCGAUUGAAAACACAUGUUGCAGAUUUGUUUUCUUGUUAUUUGUAAAAAUAAUAAUUGUAUUAUUAUUUUUACUUUAUUUACAUGUGUUAUUAUUUAAUUAGUAUUUGAAAUGAUUUCAUUCAUUGAAUAAUUUAUUUGAUGUGAUUAUUGGUUUUAUUAUUGACCAGCGCUUUGAUUCAAAAGGGAAAAUAAGAAUCUUAUUGUUACGGAAACACACCUGAGAGACACAGAGCAGGUGAAGCAGCUCUAAGUCCUGCUAAGAGGAUCACACACACACACACACACACACACACACACACAGUAAGCUGAGCUUUGAGGAUCAGGUGAGUGUGAUGUGGUCGACAUGUUGAACAGACAGCAUGAUGGGAUCUGACCGGGAGAAAACUGAAAAGACCACGGACCUCUGACGACGGUCUCAUGGACUCCGUUGACCCCUCCCCUCUUCGGCGCUUCGUGGUGGCGAAGCGUUCGAUCACCUCCAUCUUUGAUCAGCUGCUCGUCUUCGUGAAGGACGGCUCCGCCUUCGUGGAUGAGUGCUGGCGUGGGCAGGACCUGGGACCGGUGGCAGUGGAGCAGCAGAGCCUGGAGAUGCAGAGCUGUGCCACCAAACUGUGGACCAUCAGGGAGGUUCUGCUCCGGAGACACAUGAAGGUGGCCUUCUUCGGCAGGACGAGUAAUGGGAAGAGCACAGUGAUCAACGCCAUGCUGAGGGACCGCGUUCUGCCCAGCGGCAUCGGACACACCACCAACUGUUUCCUGAGGGUGGAGGGCAGCGAGGACGAAGAGGCCUACCUCACCACCGAGACUUCCACCGAGAGGAGGAGCGUCACGACGGUGAACCAGCUGGCCCAUGCUCUCCACAUGGAUCCCACUCUGGACUCAGGCAGUCUGGUGAAGGUCAUGUGGCCCAAAAGCCGCUGCGCUCUGCUGAGAGACGACCUGGUGCUGAUGGACAGCCCCGGCACUGAUGUCACCCUGGAGCUGGACAGCUGGAUCGAUAAGUUCUGUUUGGACGCCGACGUCUUUGUUUUGGUGGGAAACGCUGAGUCGACGCUCAUGAACACAGAGAAACUUUUCUUCCACAAAGUCAGCGAGAGGAUCUCCAAACCGAACAUCUUCAUCCUUCACAACCGCUGGGACGCCUCAGUGAGCGAGCCGGAGUACAUCCAGGAGUGUAACAAUUCAGAUUACCCCCCUGUGGGACGCAUAAAGGUGAGGAAGCAGCACUUGGACCGUGGGGUGAGUUUCCUGGCGGGAGAGCUGAAGGUGGUGGGGGAGGAUGAAGCUCCGGGGAGGAUCUUCUUCGUCUCCGCGAAAGAGGUGCUAACAUCCAGGAUGCAGCGAGCGCAGGGCAUGCCCGAAACAGGCGGCGCUCUGGCUGAAGGUUUCCACGAGAGGCUGAGAGAGUUCCAGAUGUUCGAGCGGACCUUCGAAGAGUUCAUCUCUCAUUCUGCAGUGAAGACGAAGUUCGAGCAGCACACGGUUCGGGCGUGGCAGAUCACAGAGACCAUCAAAGCCGUGAUGGACGCCAUCAACAUCGCCUCCGCUGACAGGAAGAUCUUGUAUCUGGAGGAACGCGAGGAGCAGAGGGAUCGUCUGGAUUUCGUUCGAGGACAGAUCAACCGUCUGAGCGACAGCGCCAGAGAGAUGAUCAGGACUCUGACGGAGGAGGUCGCUGCCAAGGUGGCGUCGGCGCUGUCCAAUCAGAUCCGAUCACUUCCUGUUCUGGUGGACGAGUUCAGAGCCGACUUCAGCCCGACUCAGGACACCCUGCAGCUCUACAAAACUAGGCUGCUGCAUCACGUGGAGCAGAGGAUGGUGGCAGGGCUCUCUCACCGCUGCGCCGUCAGCGUCCUGCAGGACCUCAGAGAUGCUCAGAGUCACAUGACCGACAGUGUUCGUCCUCUGCUGUCGGCCCCCGAUCAGAUGUCCGCCCCCCCCCUCUCCUUCGCAUUGACCUUUGACCUGGGCCUCGCCGCCCUCUGCGCUGACUUCCAGGAAAACAUCGACUUCCGGUUCUCUCUGGGCUGGACGGCGCUGGUCAGCAGAUUCAUCGGAGCGGCCGGAGCCAAGCGGGCGCUGAGCGAGGUUAGUGUGAUUCUGAAACAGAAAUCUCCAUGGAUUAAUAUCUGGAUUCAAAUGCAGGACGCCUCCACCUUUAAGGAUGCCGUGAUGGUUUCCAUGGCGACGGGGCUGCUGUCCGUCACGUCUCGGGCGUCCAUGACGGUGCUGCUGAUCGGCGGCGUGGUGUGGCGCUCGGUGGGCUGGCGCCUGCUCUCCGUCUCGCUCUCUCUCUACGGCCUCCUUUUCCUGUACGAGAGGCUCACCUGGACUGACGCCAGCCGCGAGCGGGCUCUGAAGAAUCAGUUUGUGGAUUUCGCAGCCCGCCGCCUGAGGGCCGUGGCCCCCGUCUGCAGCACCGCCUGCAGCCAGCAGGUGUUCAAGGAGCUGUCGGCCACCUUCAGCCGCCUGACCCAGCGGGUGGAUCUGAGCGAAGCCGAGCUGGAGGGACACAUCCGGACGCUGAGCUUCAGGAUCCAGAGGCUGGAGAACAUCCAGAGGAGGUCCAAGGCCUUCAGGAACAAAGCGACGGAGCUGGAGACUCAGCUGGAGGUGUUCUCUGCUCAGUACCUGCAGGGAAACUGAAGGAGGAGAGUCCAGCUAAAUGAUCCAUGACUGACAUUAUCCAACAGCCUGUAUAGCACUUGUAACCCCUACCUCUUGUGAUUCACUUUCAAAAAACACUUUUAUAAAAACCAAAAUAUCGGAGGUUGUUUUAAAUCGUCUCCGGACACGCUGUCAGCUAAAGGGUUGUUUCAGGCACUCUUCUGUAAGCUUUUUCUGCAGCUUCAGUGAACUCCUCCCUCAUUACGCUCUGGUUCUGAUCCGUCAGUGGUCCAGAGUAAUUUGAUGCAGCUGGCAGCAGCAUCUGUGUUACCCCACCCGGUCUCCCAACCUGUGAUAGCUACGUUAGUCAAGAGGGCCCGACGUAGAGGACCCUCUCAAAACGUGACGCGGCACCGUUAUGUUUUCUGAAUAUCUGCAGUGGUGGAUUUCCCCACAUUGGUUGGUUUAAAUUGUGUGCAACGCUUUUGUGUUUCCCCGUUCCAUUCUGAGAAACAAAUUUCUAUCGUUGUGUGGACGGCGCCAGUCGUCUUUGCUUGACAACCCUCGCGAUCAGACAACAGGCUUGGAUGUUUUAGUGGCGAUGCACCUUGGUAGUUCAUACGAUAACAGUUUUGUAAAACAAUAAAAAUCCUACUUUAAUC
Molecule: messenger RNA, 3632 nt
Organism: Eleginops maclovinus (Patagonian blennie)
Lineage: Eukaryota; Metazoa; Chordata; Actinopteri; Perciformes; Eleginopidae
Gene: mfn1a
Product: mitofusin 1a
Exons: 19
Coding region: 781-3009 (742 amino acids)
Biological process (GO): mitochondrial fusion; mitochondrion localization
Cellular component (GO): mitochondrial outer membrane
Molecular function (GO): GTP binding; GTPase activity
Source: RefSeq, a predicted model, not a curated record